CCUCACUAACCAUCAUCUCGUCCACAAUUAUCCAGAGGAUUUAUCUCUUACCACUGUUAUUAAUACGCCUUCAACCAUCGUUCUUCCCAAAAGGCAGCUAGUCUUCAUCAUAUCACCCAUUACCCCGCGUUGUCAACCCAAUCACCCCACCGCGCAACACCUAGCAGCCCACCAUGGCAUCCGAUCUAGAGCAGCUCAUUGAGAUGGGCUUUGAUAAAGAAAGAGCCCAGCUAGCCGUGUCAAAGACCGGUGGCAUCCAGGGUGCUCUCGAAUGGCUCGAACAGAACCAAGACAAAUCGCUCGACGAGAUUAAGGCGUCCAAUGAUGCUCAAGAGGAAGAAGAGGGACCCCCGUUGCAGCCCGGUGAAGAGGCCCGCAGCCUGGUGUGCAACGAGUGCGGCAAAAAAUUCCGAAGCCAGGCCCAGGCAGAAUUCCACGCUUCCAAAUCGGAACAUGUCGACUUCUCUGAAUCCACGGAAGAACUCAAGCCGUUGACGGAGGAGGAGAAGAAAGCAAAGUUGGAGGAGCUCCGCCUGAAAUUAGCCGAGAAGCGUGCCGGUCUGACGGAGCAGGAGAAGGCCGAUAAGAAGAGGAACGAGGAAAUCCGAAGAAAGAGCAACAAGGAAAACCAGGAUGCCAAGGAGGAUCUCGAAAAGAAGCAGAGGAUGAAGGAGGCCGCGAAGAAGAAGCAGGAGAAGCAGGAUGAGAUCGAAGCCAAGCGACGGGUGAAAGCCAAGAUCGAAGCCGACAAGGAAGAGCGCCGAUUGAGAUCUGAACGCGAGAAAGCGGAACGAGCGGGAAAGCCACUUCCUGCUCAACCGGCGCCGGCACCCGCGCCCACAACCUCGGGACCUGUCGCAUCGAAACCGGCGUCUGCUUACACGGAGACUCGCCUGCGAUUCCAAACACCCAAGGGUAGCGUUAUGAAGACGUUGCCCGUCACUACCACGCUCUUUGAGGUCGCGGCGGCUUUGAACCAAGAAGAUGGCAUUGAGGUGCAGAGCUUUUUGCAGACCUUCCCGAGGAAGGUCUUUGAUUCGGAGUAUUUUGGCGAGUCACUGAAAGACCUGGGCUUGAUCCCCAGUGCCAGUCUCGUCAUUCAAUGAUGCCAUAUUAUUGCGAGCCCAGGAAAUAAUAUUCAUUAAACCUUCACAAGACGUGAUGGGUUAAUUGAGCAUAAUUCUAUCUGACCGACACACCUGCGGGUUGAAGUAUUGGUGUCGGCGUGCUGUUCGUUAGACAUCACGCAUUGUCGCAUUACCACAGCAGUGUAACUCGUAGCAUUGAG
Molecule: messenger RNA, 1288 nt
Organism: Aspergillus candidus
Lineage: Eukaryota; Fungi; Ascomycota; Eurotiomycetes; Eurotiales; Aspergillaceae
Exons: 3
Coding region: 174-1106 (310 amino acids)
Molecular function (GO): protein binding
Source: RefSeq, a predicted model, not a curated record